Manis pentadactyla (Chinese pangolin) is the source of this 2075-nucleotide messenger RNA. It is a transcript of the gene POLD2, whose product is annotated as DNA polymerase delta 2, accessory subunit. Gene Ontology annotation, biological process: DNA replication; DNA strand elongation involved in DNA replication. Gene Ontology annotation, molecular function: DNA binding. Gene Ontology annotation, cellular component: delta DNA polymerase complex. Bases 569 to 1978 code for a protein of 469 amino acids. The transcript is spliced from 11 exons. The record is from RefSeq and is a predicted model, not a curated record. NCBI's taxonomy places the organism in Eukaryota, Metazoa, Chordata, Mammalia, Pholidota, Manidae.
CCUGGCCUCUCGGGCUUCCCGGGUCCCGUGGGGGUGGCGGACUGUUGCAGUGGGUGUUAGCCUUCUUGGGCAGGCUGAGCAGGAUCUUUGCUGUGCCCCACGCGCCGACCCCAGGGUGCGGCCCUGGGCACAGGCCCGGGCUGCGGGGCUGGGGACUGGGAAUCAGGUUGGUGGCCGGGCUGGAAGCUGGCAGCCGGGGGCCAGACUGCAGCCCACUCUGUACGUUUGGGCCGAAAGUUCAGAUCCCUUCCCAGCGCAGAGCUGACCGGGGAAACAGAGUAGAAGCUGCAUAAUUGCUGCACCGAAAAGGCGGUGGAAGGGGGAGCCAGGCUGCGUGCCUCGUCUUAGAACCAUCGCACCAAACCGCUGCUCCCACUCCGCAGCGCAUCCGUGGCCGCGGGGCGGCAGCUCCAGGUCGGCGGCGGGUUCCUGUGCUGCUCUGCGCUUGUGGGGAGCAGCCGGAGGUUCGGAGGGGCGGGCGCGGGCCUAGGAGGCCCAAGGGCAGCGGAGUAGGUGGUCCCCUCCUGCUCCGCCUGGGCACAGCGAUCUGGACACGUCGAACACAGCCAUGUUUUCUGAGCAGGCUGCUCAGAGGGCACACACACUGCUAUCCCCACCAGCAGUCACCAGUGCCACCUUUGCCCGCGUGCCUGUGGCAAUGUACACCAACACCUCACAGCCUUUUCGUCUGGGGGAGCGCAGCUUUAGUCGGCAGUAUGCCCACAUUUAUGCCACCCGCCUGGUCCAGAUGAGGCCGUUUCUGGUGAGCCAGGCCCAGCGGCAUUGGGGCAGUGGAGUCCAAAUAAGGCAGCUGUGUGAGCUGCAGCCAGGGGAGAAGUGCUGUGUGGUGGGGACCCUCUUCAAGGCCAUGCCACUCCAACCCUCCAUCCUGCGGGAGGUCAGCGAGGAGCACAACCUGCUUCCCCAGCCCCCUCGAAGCAAAUACAUCCACCCCGACGAUGAGCUGGUCUUGGAGGAUGAAUUGCAGCGCAUCAAACUGGAAGGCACCAUUGAUGUGUCACAGCUGGUCACAGGGACGGUCCUGGCUGUGCUCGGCUCAGUGCGGGAGGAUGGGAAGUUCCAGGUGGAGGACCACUGCUUCGCUGGGCUUGCCCUUCAGCAGCCCACACCUGCCCUGGACACAGACAGGUUCGUACUGCUGGUGUCUGGCCUGGGCCUGGGCAGCGGCGGGGGUGAGAGCCUGCUGGGCACCCAGCUGCUGGUGGACAUGAUGACAGGGCAGCUUGGGGAUGAAGGGGAGCAGUGCAGUGCCGCCCACAUCUCCCGGGUCAUCCUUGCUGGAAACCUUCUCAGCCACAGCACCCAGGGCAGAGACUCCAUUAACAAGGCCAAGUACCUAACCAAGAAAACCCAGGCAGCCAGUGUGGAGGCCGUCAAGAUGCUGGACGAGAUCCUCCUGCAGCUGAGCGCCUCAGUGCCCGUGGAUGUGAUGCCAGGCGAAUUUGACCCGACCAAUUACACACUCCCCCAGCAGCCACUGCACCCUUGCAUGUUCCCACUGGCCACUGCCUACUCCACGCUGCAGCUGGUUACCAACCCCUACCAGGCCACCAUCGAUGGAGUCAGAUUCCUGGGCACGUCAGGACAGAACGUGAGGGACAUUUUCCGGUACAGCAGCAUGGAGGAUCACGUGGAGAUCCUGGAGUGGACCCUGCGAGUCCGCCACCUCAGCCCCACAGCCCCCGACACUCUAGGUUGUUACCCAUUCUACAAAAUCGACCCGUUCAUCCUCCUGGAAUGCCCUCACGUCUACUUCUGUGGUAACACCCCCAGCUUUGGCUCCAGAAUCUUCCAAGGCCCUGAGGGCCAAAGGGUGCUCUUGGUGGCUGUCCCAGACUUCAGUACCACACAGACCGCCUGCCUUGUGAACCUACGCAGCCUGGCCUGCCAGCCCAUCAGCUUCUCGGGCUUUGGGGCAGAGGAGGAGGACUUGGAGGGCUUCAGUCUGGGCCCCUGACUCGCAAGGCUGCCUUGUCCAGAGGUCCAGCCGUUCAUCCCCUGCAAUGGCACCCUUGCAGCAUUAGCUUUAUAAUAAAAACCUGACUAGCCACUGG